GGCCAGGAGAAUGAGAGGGUUAAACCUACUGAGAAAGUUCGCUCUCGCUUCCUAGAGCGACAGGACUUGUGGACCUUUCCGUUUCCGGUGCUGGAUCCAUAGGUCCCCGUUCUGUUUCUGCAGCCCUUGGUGCGCUGCGGCCCUUCCUGGCAGGAGAACCCCCGCCCCCGCCACCAUUUCCAAGUCCUCUUCUGCGUUCUGCUUGCAACCACCCCACGCAGCACCCGCAUGCACACAGGCAGCGGCGCGGCCUCCGCAGCCAGCACCUGGCGCCUCCUGACCUUCGUGCUGGCGCUCCCUGCCGUGGGCCUCUGCACCCUCAACUCCUGGCUCCACGCGGGCCACCGCGAGCGCCCCAAGUUCAUCCCCUACCACCACCUCCGCAUCCGCACCAAGCCCUUCGCCUGGGGGGACGGCAACCACACUCUCUUCCACAAUUCCCACGUCAAUCCUCUGCCCACAGGCUACGAACAUCCCUGAGGCCCCAGGCCAUGCCUCAGGGCGCAAUAAACACAUGGAAGCUUGGAGCGCAGGUUCUUUGGGGGCGA
This is a messenger RNA of Tupaia belangeri chinensis (Chinese tree shrew), 548 nucleotides long. It is a transcript of the gene COX6A2, whose product is annotated as cytochrome c oxidase subunit 6A2. Gene Ontology annotation, molecular function: enzyme regulator activity. Gene Ontology annotation, cellular component: mitochondrial inner membrane; respiratory chain complex IV. The coding region runs from base 229 to 480 and encodes 83 amino acids. The record is from RefSeq and is a predicted model, not a curated record. The transcript is spliced from 4 exons. Lineage: Eukaryota; Metazoa; Chordata; Mammalia; Scandentia; Tupaiidae. Gene Ontology annotation, biological process: mitochondrial electron transport, cytochrome c to oxygen.